UUCGAGAUUCAUUUGUCGACAGUCGAAUUGACGUGUACUAGUAUCGAGAAUUCAAGACUGUGAUUUCUAAAAUCGCUAAAACUCAAUAAAAUUCAUAGAUCUCAUUAUAUAAAGUGAUAGAUUAUAGGCUAGCGUAACAAAAAUGUUACGAUCGCUUUUAAUAGGUGUUAUUUUAUGUUUCACGGGCUCGUACGCUCUAUACGACUCGUCUUCAGAUGUCGUAGAAUUGACUCCUAGUAAUUUUGAGAGGCUAGUCACAAAUUCAGAUGAAGUUUGGAUCGUCGAGUUCUUCGCACCUUGGUGUGGACAUUGCAAAAACUUAGUUCCUGAGUAUAAAAAGGCCGCCAGAGCACUUAAGGGCUUAGUCAAAGUAGGAGCAGUAGAUGCUGACCAGCACAAAGAUCUUGGACAAAAGUAUGGAGUAUCAGGAUUCCCAACCAUCAAAAUCUUCACAGGCAGCAAGCACACACCAUACCAAGGACAAAGGACGGCAGAGGCAUUUGUAGAUGCUGCAAUCAAAGCUGCCAAGGAGAAGGCGUAUGAUAAUCUUGGAAAGAAGGCUAGCUCUUCAUCUGAUAAGUCGGACGUGAUUGAACUGACGGAGAGCAACUUCAAGGAGAAGGUUCUGGACAGCGAUGACCUGUGGCUGGUGGAGUUCUUCGCCCCGUGGUGCGGACACUGCAAGAACUUGGAGCCCCACUGGGCUAAGGCGGCCACCGAACUGAAGGGCAAGGUUAAAGUGGGAGCAGUCGAUGCCACAGUGCACCAGGCCCUGGCCUCCCGCUUCCAAGUCCAAGGCUACCCUACUAUCAAGAUGUUCCCAUCUGGCAAGAAGACCAGCGACUCCGCUGAGGACUACAAUGGAGGCAGGACGUCCAGCGACAUCGUGGCCUGGGCACUCGAGAAGUUGGCCGACAGUCUGCCACCACCGGAGAUUGUUCAGGUGGUUGACGAGUCAACAAUGAAGGCGUGCAGUGAGAAGCCACUAUGUGUGGUGUCCAUCUUACCCCAUAUCCUGGACUGCAACGCUGCCUGCCGCAACCAGUACAUCAGCAUCCUCACAAGACUCGGUGACAAAUACAAGAAUAAGAUGUGGGGAUGGGUAUGGGCGGAGGCCGGCUCUCAGUUGGCACUAGAAGAGGCUUUAGAGCUUGGCGGCUUCGGUUACCCAGCCAUGGCUGUGGUCAACGCCAAGAAACUUAAAUUCUCAACACUGAGGGGAUCAUUCUCGGAGACUGGCAUCAAUGAGUUCUUGAGGGAUCUAUCCUUCGGUCGCGGGCAAACGGCCCCAGUUAGAGGCGCUGAAAUGCCCAAAAUCUCCACAACCGACCCCUGGGACGGCAAAGAUGGAGAAUUGCCACCAGAAGAGGACAUUGACCUCUCAGACGUAGAUCUAGAGAAGGAUGAACUUUAAAUUAGUCAUAGUUUUGUACUGAGGUUUUAUAGUGUAAGUUGAAUUGUGGCUGAAUGUAAUUUUUUGGAAGUCUGAAUAAUUUUUCUCUAUUUUUAAUAAGUUAUGCGCAUGGAAUGAGACUCAGUCUUAAAAAAUCACAAUUUGAAUUAAAG
Molecule: messenger RNA, 1566 nt
Organism: Aricia agestis (brown argus)
Lineage: Eukaryota; Metazoa; Arthropoda; Insecta; Lepidoptera; Lycaenidae
Gene: CaBP1
Product: protein disulfide-isomerase A6 homolog
Exons: 8
Coding region: 143-1414 (423 amino acids)
Biological process (GO): response to endoplasmic reticulum stress
Cellular component (GO): endoplasmic reticulum lumen
Molecular function (GO): protein-disulfide reductase activity; protein disulfide isomerase activity
Source: RefSeq, a predicted model, not a curated record